Molecule: messenger RNA, 1343 nt
Organism: Gymnogyps californianus (California condor)
Lineage: Eukaryota; Metazoa; Chordata; Aves; Accipitriformes; Cathartidae
Gene: AMMECR1
Product: AMMECR nuclear protein 1
Exons: 7
Coding region: 1-1233 (410 amino acids)
Cellular component (GO): nucleus
Source: RefSeq, a predicted model, not a curated record
AUGCUAAAGACCUGCAGCUAUUUGCCUUGUACAAUUUGCUCAUUUCUCUUUAUUUCUCUGUUUUCCUGCACUGAUCACUUAAAGGACAAUCUCUCUUGCAAACAAAAUCCCCGGAGCCUGAUUAGAGGGACUGAAGGCUCCCAGACACGGAUUGCCUGCCAGCCACAGCACGGCGGAGCGGGCCCGGCAGGAGGCGGAGCGGGCCGCCGCACGUCCCCCGGCCGGUCGGCCGGCCCCCCCGCCAUGGGUCGGAAGCGCUGCGUGGGGGGAGACGGCUCCAAGAUGGCGGCGGGUUGCUGCGGGGUGAAGAAGCAGAAACUCUCCAGUUCCCCUCCCUCGGGCUCGGCCGGCCCGGGAGGCGGCGGCAGCGGCUCCCACUGCGGCGGGGCGGCGGCGGCGGGGGGCGAGCCGGGGGCGCUGCCCCCGCCAGGGGGCCCCCGCCUCAACGGCCUUGGGGGGCUGGCGGGGGGCGCCGCCGGCUGCGCCCUCUCCCCGCCGCUGCCGCCCAGCUGCGGCGGGGGCCCCGCCGGCCUCUCCCCGCCGGCCGCCUCGCUGCUCUCCUCCCCCGGCGCCGGCUCCGGCGGGCCCGGCUGCAGGAAGAUGGUGGUGUCGGCCGAGAUGUGCUGCUUCUGCUUCGAUGUGCUCUACUGUCACCUGUACGGCUACCAGCCCCCGCGGAGCCCCCGCUUCACCAACGACCCCUACCCACUGUUUGUAACGUGGAAGAUUGGUCGAGAUAAACGAUUGCGUGGAUGCAUAGGUACUUUUUCCGCCAUGAACCUGCAUUCAGGACUCAGGGAGUACACACUUACUAGUGCCCUUAAAGAUAGUCGUUUCCCCCCAAUGACGAGGGAUGAGCUGCCACGGCUUUUCUGCUCAGUGUCUCUACUCACUAACUUUGAAGAUGUAUGUGACUACAUGGACUGGGAGGUGGGUGUACAUGGCAUUAGAAUAGAAUUCAUCAAUGAAAAAGGAUCAAAACGCACCGCCACCUACUUACCGGAGGUUGCAAAGGAGCAAGGAUGGGACCACAUUCAAACCAUAGAUUCCUUAUUGAGGAAAGGAGGCUACAAAGCUCCAAUUACUAAUGAAUUCAGGAAAACAAUAAAGCUAACCAGGUACCGUAGUGAGAAGAUGACGAUGAGCUACACAGAGUACCUUGCCCAUCGUCAGCAUCAUCAUUUCCAAAAUGGUAUUGGGCACCCCCUUCCACCAUACAACCAUUAUUCCUGACACUGAGCCGCAUGACCAGUCACUGGACCUCUCUGCAGACCUCUUCCCAGGAGACCCUGCCCCUUCUUGGUCUAGCUAUCUCUAUUACUGUACCAUUUUAUGAUGAUAGU